AUGAAUUUGGUUAUAGUCGAUAAUAAUAAUAAUAAUAAUAAUAAUAUGUGUUCACGUCUUGACAACUCUAUCACACCCCACAGAGAGUACUUUGAUUCCGGUGAUUUUGAACAACUUCAUAUAAUGGAAGAGGGUGGUCCCGAUUUGGUGUUCGUCAUGUUUAAAGCCCAUCGCAACAACAGAACUCAUAGAUUGAUUCAAUUUUCAUCAUGGUAUGUGAGGAUACGUAACGAUGUCGAAACCACGUUAAAUGUUAAAAAAGUGAGAAAAUCUGUUGAAAUCGAAUCAUUAGUCAGUUCAUGA
Molecule: messenger RNA, 303 nt
Organism: Heterostelium album PN500
Lineage: Eukaryota; Evosea; Eumycetozoa; Acytosteliales; Acytosteliaceae
Exons: 5
Coding region: 1-303 (100 amino acids)
Source: RefSeq, a predicted model, not a curated record